GCUCGUCCAUUCGGCUAUUGACGUCACGCCACGUCGAUGUUUCUGGCUGUGCACAGCGAAGCGCCAGGGCCUAAUAGCAGGAAGGGGAGUGAACAGCACCGGCAUCUAACUGUGUCUCUCCCGGUUUCAGACUGCCUUCUAGAACUGGAGUGCAGGGAUGCAAAGCCCAUGACCUGACUUUGCUAGGUGUGCUGGCUAGCCUUUUUAUAACCAUGGUACCCGAUGAAACGCCUCUGUUUGAUACUCGUCUUCUGGAGGAACUUGAUUGGAGCCAAAAUAUGGUGUCAUUUCAUCCUGCCAUUUCUCCUGUGAGUCCUGGGGAUGGACUAAUUCUUCGGCCUCUUUGUACAGCUGAUUAUACUAGAGGGUUUUACCAGGUACUCGGCCAACUGACAAAAGUAGGGGAUGUUUCUUCAGAGCAGUUCAUCAAAAAAUUUGACCACAUGAAGAGAAGCGGUGAUUACUUUGUAAUUGUAGUGGAAGAUUUAAAUCUUGGCAAGAUAGUAGCUACAGCCACUCUUAUCGUGGAACAUAAAUUUAUACAUGGAUGUGCAAAGAGAGGGCGUAUAGAAGAGGUUGUUGUCAGUGAUGAAUGCAGAGGAAAACAGCUUGGGAAAUUGUUACUGUCUGUGCUGACGCUGUUAAGCAAGAAACUAGAUUGCUAUAAAGUGACUUUGGAGUGCAAGCCCAAAAAUGUUGCUUUCUAUGAAAAAUUUGGUUACGUUGCAUCUGAUGAAACCUACAUGCAGAGCAGAUUCUGUGACUAAAAAAAACAAACCACUAGUACAGGAGAGGGCUCUCAAGCAGGGUUCUUCUGUCACUAGUGACAUUUGAUGUAAUAUAAAAUCUGUAAAUAACUAGUAAUUUUACACUUUUUUAAAAAAAAAAAACUUAAUUGGUUAAUUGAAUGUCCUUUAUUGUAGCUCUCAAAUUUAAGGGGGGUGGUUCUUUUGUAUUUUUUUUUUUAUGAUCAGGACUGCCAAAUUCAUACAAAACAUUUUGCUGCUGCUGAGCAAUAGCCAUAUAAAAGGCAUUGCUGUAUCCUGAUAUGUACUGAGCUUGGGGAGAAAACAUUUGCUUUUUACAUAUCAUUUAGCUCAAAUACCUCUCAUUAAUAAUAACAUAGCUCACGCUGAAUAUGUUUAGAGUGAAUGUUCAAUAUAAACAUGUUACAGUAUGUUUACACUUCUUUAAGGGAAUGUGGGGUUUUCCACUGCUAUUUGUAUAAUGGCAAAAUUCUAUUUGUAAUAUUGCCACACAGAAAAAUAAUUCAUUUCAGACAGCUUUUUAUUUCUCUGAAAGUACAGCUUUGUAUACAUGACAUUUUCCUAGUUGUGGAAUAUUUAUUUAUUGAAAUGUAUUUAAGAUAAAAAUAAAUGAUUUAUAUAAAUCAC
Xenopus tropicalis (tropical clawed frog) is the source of this 1394-nucleotide messenger RNA. RefSeq names its product glucosamine-phosphate N-acetyltransferase 1 (gene gnpnat1). The transcript is spliced from 7 exons. Gene Ontology annotation, molecular function: transferase activity; glucosamine 6-phosphate N-acetyltransferase activity; acyltransferase activity, transferring groups other than amino-acyl groups. Bases 213 to 767 code for a protein of 184 amino acids. Gene Ontology annotation, biological process: UDP-N-acetylglucosamine biosynthetic process. The record is from RefSeq and is a predicted model, not a curated record. Gene Ontology annotation, cellular component: endosome membrane; Golgi membrane; cytoplasm. NCBI's taxonomy places the organism in Eukaryota, Metazoa, Chordata, Amphibia, Anura, Pipidae.